This is a messenger RNA of Neopsephotus bourkii (Bourke's parrot), 6205 nucleotides long. It is a transcript of the gene ADCY9, whose product is annotated as adenylate cyclase 9. The record is from RefSeq and is a predicted model, not a curated record. Lineage: Eukaryota; Metazoa; Chordata; Aves; Psittaciformes; Psittacidae. Bases 341 to 4387 code for a protein of 1348 amino acids. The transcript has 10 exons. Gene Ontology annotation, biological process: adenylate cyclase-activating G protein-coupled receptor signaling pathway; intracellular signal transduction; cyclic nucleotide biosynthetic process. Gene Ontology annotation, molecular function: adenylate cyclase activity.
CAUGGAGGAGCGGUCCCCUCCCGGCCGGGGCCCGGCGUCCCCCCUGCGGGACUGAGCUCCUCGGAGGGGCUGCGGGAGCGGGGCCAGCGGCGGGCGGCAGCCCCAGCCCGGCCGGCGGAGGCGUGCGAGGCGGGGGGAAUAUGUGGGGCUGCCCGCGCCCCAGCGCGCUGUGUGCCGAGCCUAGCGAGCGGCGGAACGCCGCGGCGCUGCCCGGCCGCCCCUCCGCGCAGGCGGCGGUGCCGGCGGGAGGAGACUAGAGGCGGCUCUCCGAGGAGCCCGGUGGCUUCCCCAGCCCGAGAAACCCAACUCCUGAGCGGGCUCUUCAGGAGGAAUUGACAACAUGGCUUCCCCACCGCACCAGCAGCUGCUGCAUCACCACAGCACCGAGGUGAGCUGCGACUCCAGCGGGGACAGCAACAGCGUGACGGUGAAAAUCAACCCCAAGCAGCACCAGGGCUGCUCCUCUUCCAAGCACUGCAAGUACAGCAUCUCCUCCAGCUGCAGCUCCGGGGAGUCGGGGGGCACCCGCCGCGCCGGUGGAGGUGGCGGCAGUGUACCCGGUCUCCGCCGGCAGAAGAAGCUGCCUCAGCUCUUCGAGAGGGCCUCUUCCAAGUGGUGGAACCCCAAGUUCGACUCCAACAACCUGGAGGAGGCUUGCAUGGAGAGAUGCUUCCCGCAGACCCAGCGGAGGUUUCGCUAUGCCCUUUUCUACAUCGGUGUGGCCUGCAUACUCUGGGGCAUUUACUUUGGCGUACACAUGAGAGAGAAACAGAUUGUUUUCAUGGUGCCGGCUCUGUGCUUCCUCUUGGUAUGUGUAGGCUUUUUUGCGUUCACUUUCACCAAGGCUUAUGCCCGCCAUUAUGUAUGGACUUCGCUGAUACUCACCCUCCUGGUUUUUGCUUUGACUCUCGCUCCUCAGUUCCAGGCUCUGAAACCUAUCUCAGGAAGUGGUGACAUGUCCAAUCAGACUCCCCCGGCUGAUCCCACAGACACUUGUCUUUCUCAAGUAGGCAGUUUUUCUAUGUGUAUUGAAGUGCUCUUGUUGCUUUACACAGUGAUGCACUUACCCUUGUAUUUAAGCUUGUUUCUGGGACUGUUGUACUCGGUCCUCUUCGAGACCUUUGGUUAUCACUUCCGUGAUGAGAACUGUUUUGCACCUCCUGGGGCUGGUGCUGUUUACUUGGAGCUGUUGAGUAAAGCCUUCCUGCACAUCUGCAUCCAUGCCAUCGGUAUCCAUUUAUUUAUCAUGUCUGAAGUCAGAUCGAGAAGCACGUUCCUGAAAGUGGGGCAGUCCAUCAUGCAUGGAAAAGACUUAGAAGUGGAAAAAGCCCUGAAAGAGAGGAUGAUUCAUUCUGUUAUGCCAAGAAUAAUAGCCGAUGACUUAAUGAAGCAGGGGGAUGAUGAAAGUGAAAACUCCAUCAAACGUCAUUCCACCUCAAGCCCCAAAAACAGGAAGAAGAAGCCUUCCAUACAGAAAACCCCCAUCAUAUUCCGUCCUUUUAAGAUGCAGCAGAUAGAGCAGGUGAGCAUUUUGUUUGCAGAUAUUGUUGGCUUCACGAAAAUGAGUGCCAAUAAAUCUGCCCACGCUCUGGUGGGGCUCCUGAACGACCUCUUCGGACGUUUUGACCGUCUGUGUGAGGACACUAAAUGUGAGAAGAUAAGCACUUUGGGAGACUGUUACUACUGUGUAGCUGGCUGCCCGGAGCCCCGGGCAGAUCAUGCUUACUGCUGCAUCGAGAUGGGCUUAGGAAUGAUUAAAGCCAUUGAGCAAUUUUGCCAAGAGAAAAAAGAAAUGGUGAACAUGCGUGUUGGUGUUCAUACCGGAACAGUCCUGUGUGGCAUUUUGGGAAUGAGGAGGUUCAAGUUCGAUGUGUGGUCCAAUGAUGUCAAUUUGGCCAAUCUGAUGGAGCAGCUCGGGGUGGCUGGAAAAGUCCAUAUUUCGGAAGCUACUGCGAAAUACUUGGAUGAUCGUUAUGAAAUGGAGGAUGGAAAGGUGAUCGAGCGAGUUGGUCAGAGCGUGGUAGCUGACCAGUUAAAAGGUUUGAAGACCUAUCUGAUCUCUGGUCAGAAGGUGAAGGAGCCCCACUGCAGCUGUUCACAAACAUUGCUUCCUGGCUUGGAGUCUGGAGACGGGGCCAGAAUACAGGGAGCAUCGUCAGCCGAGAAUGCCAGUGACUUGACAAAGACUCUCAAGCAUGUGGAAAAACCUAAGCCCUGUCCUUCAUGUAGUACCACCCUUGCUCCCCACUGUGAUGUCAGCAUAGAGGAAGGAGCUAUCCAAAAUGGUUGUCAGGAUGAGCAUAAAAACAGUACAAAGGGUCCAGGAGGACACAGUCCAAAGACUCAAAAUGGACUUCUGAGUCCUCCACAGGAAGAAAAGCUCAGCAAUAGUCAAACCUCGCUUUAUGAAAUGUUGCAGGAGAAAGGAAGAUGGGGUGGAGUGAGUUUGGAUCAGUCAGCUCUUCUUCCUUUGAGGUUCAAAAACAUCAGAGAGAAGACAGAUGCUCACUUUGUGGAUGUGAUUAAAGAAGACAGCCUCAUGAAAGACUACUUCUUUAAACCACCAAUUAACAAGCUGAGCCUGAACUUCUUGGAUCAGGAUUUGGAGAUGGCCUACAGAACGAGCUAUCAGGAAGAGGUUAUAAGGAAUGCUCCAGUGAAGACGUUUGCCAGUGCUACCUUCAGCUCGCUCCUGGAUGUGUUCCUCUCCACCACAGUCUUCCUUAUACUCUCUAUCACAUGUUUCCUGAAACACGGGAUGGUCACAUCCCCUCCACCACCCGGAGCAGUUGUGGUGUUCAUCAUCGCCAUCCUGCUAGAGGUGCUGUCCCUUGUCAUCUCAAUUAGAAUGGCGUUCUUUCUGGAGGAGGUGAUGACUUGCACCAAGCGUCUCCUGGAGGUGAUAUCUGGCUGGCUGCCUCGACAUUUUUUCGGUGCAAUCCUGGUUUCUCUCCCAGCUCUUGCAGUUUUUUCACACUUCACCUCUGAUUUUGAAACAAAUAUACAUUACACCAUGUUUAUGUGUUGUGCGAUUCUCAUCACCAUUGUGCAGUACUGUAACUUCUGCCAGCUUAGCUCCUGGAUGCGAUCUCUGCUGGCAACUGUAGUAGGAGCAGUGCUUCUCAUUCUGCUGUACAUCUCCUUGUGUCCAGACAGCUCUAUGGAAACUUUUCAUCUAGAUUUGGCACAGAAUUUUAGCUCCAGAAAGAGUCCAUGCAACAGUUCAGUGCCAAAUGACAUGAAGAGGCCAGCAGACCUGAUUGGCCAAGAAGUGGUUUUGGUUUCCUUCCUUCUGCUUCUCCUGGUCUGGUUUCUGAAUCGAGAGUUUGAGGUCAGUUACCGUCUCCACUACCACGGAGAUGUGGAGGCCGACCUUCAUCGCACCAAAAUUCAGAGCAUGAGGGAUCAAGCAGACUGGUUGCUGAGGAAUAUUAUUCCAUACCAUGUGGCUGAGCAGUUGAAAGUUUCCCAGAGCUAUUCCAAAAACCAUGACAGUGGCGGAGUAAUCUUUGCAAGUAUUGUGAACUUCAGCGAGUUCUAUGAAGAGAACUAUGAAGGAGGCAAAGAGUGCUACAGAGUCUUGAAUGAAUUGAUUGGGGAUUUUGAUGAGCUGCUGAGCAAACCACAUUACAGCAGCAUUGAGAAAAUCAAAACAAUUGGGGCAACCUAUAUGGCUGCUUCAGGACUGAACACCUCUCAGUGUCAGGACAACAACCAUCCCCACGGACAUUUGCAGACCCUUUUUGAAUUUGCCAAAGAAAUGAUGCGAGUGGUGGAUGACUUCAACAAUAACAUGCUGUGGUUUAAUUUUAAACUUCGGAUUGGCUUUAAUCACGGCCCCCUCACUGCUGGGGUCAUUGGCACCACCAAGUUGUUGUAUGACAUUUGGGGUGACACUGUGAACAUUGCUAGCAGAAUGGACACCACUGGUGUCGAGUGUCGUAUACAGGUGAGUGAGGAGAGCUACCGCAUCCUAAACAAGAUGGGGUAUGACUUUGACUAUCGAGGGACAGUCAAUGUGAAGGGGAAAGGUCAGAUGAAGACCUACCUUUACCCAAAAUGCAUGGACAGUGGGAUUGUGCCACAUCACCAGUUGUCUAUAUCCCCAGACAUUCGGGUUCAAGUGGAUGGCAGCAUCGGGCGAUCUCCAACGGAUGAGAUUGCCAACCUGGUGCCUUCUGUACAAAAUUCUGAUAAGGUAGCCCAUGGCACAGUUAACUCAGAAACCAAGGACAUCCUUCCUUCCGCCAAGAAGCUCCAGAAAGACGCGGUGAAAGCAGAGGAGAGGUGCAGGUUUGGCAAAGCCGCAGAGAAGACUGACUGCGAGGAAGCAGGAACUGAGGAGGUCAAUGAACUGACAAAGCUAAAUAUCUCUAAGAGUGUAUGAUGCACUGUCAGAGUUGCAUGAAGUGCUCUGUCAAUAGAAACACAAAAACAUUUGCAAUUGGCAGUUUUCUUUUUCAAGAGAGACCUUCUGAACACCUGGGUUGUACGUUUGUUUUCAUUUCAGCGCCUGGUGCUGUGUGGAUCACAGCUCUUCAGGGCUUGUUUUCAUCCAUCUCUCUCCUCCAUGCCCCAAAUCACAUCCCAAGCUCCCCAGCUCCCUGUGCAACCAUCUUAAGCUGAGUAGAGGAUAUUAAGUGCCUUCAGAUAUACUCCAUUGGACUCCCUGUCAAGGUACAGAGGCCCCAAGUGAAAUCAUAGCUUUGGGUAUUUAUCUAAUUUUAGAGAAAAGAAAAGCUGUGGUUAUAUCAUUUUUAUUGUUGUUUCUCACAAAACACUUUUUUUGGCUAAUGCAACUCCUUGGGUUUUUUAUAUCUCUGAACAAUGUUUUACUGUUAUCAGACCUUUUGUAUGUAAACACACAGACAAAUGUGCAUGUAUCUACCAUAUGAGACUGACAUAAAGUGCCAGUAACAUACGAGAAAAGAAUGUCUUGGAGAGGGGGUGACACAAUUUGACUUUGUGUUGGGCUGGAGGAGAAGUUCUGGAGUAGCUCAACAUUUAGUGAAGAGUAGGCUAAAAAACUGCUGUAGUUUUUCUUCUCCUUUACCAAUGCUUUCUUCAACCUUAAUGUGCCAUUGUGUGCUUUGGAUACACUUCUUUUCCAUAUAGCCAAUGAGUUACUUACUGAUAUGUGGGAAUGGAAUAAGGGUUUGGACAUCACCAGCUUUGAGGACAGGUUUCCAGAAGCAGAUGAGUGACCAUGUGAGUGUUACAAUUCAUGUCUUAAUGAAUCUAAUGCAGUUUCAUGUUAGUCAGUUAGCUGGCUGAAUUUGCAAAGGUCAGUGAAGUUGGUGUCUCUAAGCUGGUCUGAUUUGAGAGAUAGAGAGAGAAAAGUGAAAUGAAUGUUUGGGGAAUGCCUCUAUUUAUUUAUUUAUUUUAUUCCUGUUUGGGUUUUUGUUCUGUUUUGUUUUGUUUGGGGGUUUUUAUGUGUGUGUGUGUGUGGAAGGGAUCAGGACAGAUGAAUUGGUAAUGGGUUUAAUAAGAGUAAUAAGAUGGUGUUUCAGCCUCUUUGAACUACCAACCACACUGUGAGGAUGUUACCUAGGCAAUAUUUGUUUCAAAGCUGGUGGAACUUCCAAAGCCACCAAAUGCAUUUGAGUAUCCCAGCUUCCCUCUGUACUGAAUCAAUGGUGCUGCACAAUAUUUUUCAGGAUUUCCCCCCCUACACUGUGCUUUUGCAGCAGGGAAUGAAACAGCAUGCUCCCUGCGUGCCACUGAAAACAGGAAGAGGGAAAAGAGUACUUUCUAGUGAGCUGAGAAGCACAACAAUUUCCCAGUCCUGCAGGUGACCCUGUGCAGGUCCCUGGGACCAGAGGCCUGCGGGAGCACAGGAACCUGCUUGCACAGAGGGACCUGCAGGACAGGGGCAUUAGACUAUACCAGUUUGCCCUCUGCAUGCUUCCAUCACCUCCUUCGCUUACAUUUGAUGCCCCUCUUUGGGUAAUGUUAAUUAUUCAACUAUUCCAGUUCAGUCAACUCCUUGUGACACCAAAUAAAAUGAAAGAACUUUUAUGCCCAAAGUAAGUUCAUUAGCUGGGGAGGAGCUGGUGAGAUGCAAUGCUGUGCUGUCUGCAGAUUGGUGUGGGGUUUAAUUCUUUCUAUCCAUCUGAACUAAAGUUGGAAUAUAUUGAUACUCCUUGUUAUUCCCUAUGUGAUUUUUGGAGUUUGAGUAAUAAAUAUAUAUAUUGUGAAGUUCCUA